Messenger RNA from Malaclemys terrapin pileata, 2222 nucleotides. It is a transcript of the gene ERH, whose product is annotated as ERH mRNA splicing and mitosis factor. The transcript has 4 exons. NCBI's taxonomy places the organism in Eukaryota, Metazoa, Chordata, Testudines, Emydidae. The coding region runs from base 118 to 432 and encodes 104 amino acids. The record is from RefSeq and is a predicted model, not a curated record.
GGGGCUGGUUGGCGGUUGGUGGAGUGUUUCCGGUUAGCGCGGGGGAUUGCGGGUGACCGUUGGGAACUGUUAGUUCGGGACCGUCACAGUCGGCGGGGCUGUGGAGAACGAGUCGCCAUGUCUCACACAAUUUUGCUUGUUCAGCCUACCAAGAGGCCAGAAGGGAGAACAUAUGCUGACUAUGAAUCGGUGAAUGAGUGCAUGGAGGGAGUUUGUAAAAUGUAUGAAGAACAUCUGAAGAGAAUGAAUCCCAACAGCCCAUCCAUUACGUAUGACAUCAGCCAGUUGUUUGAUUUUAUUGAUGACCUGGCAGACCUCAGCUGUCUUGUUUACCGUGCUGACACUCAGACAUACCAACCCUACAAUAAAGACUGGAUAAAGGAGAAGAUCUACGUCCUCCUCCGCAGGCAGGCUCAGCAAGCAAGCAAAUAAUGGGGCAGCCUCAUUAUGGGGUUUGGGGAGGGCUUGGACAACAGGUGUGUACAGUAGUAGAAGUUUUGUAUUAUAGUCAUCCUGUUGUCAUCUUGUUAAAUUCUAGUCAGGACUGAAUGUAUUGUUAGCGACGCAAGGAUUUUGUUCAGUUUGAAACCCUCUUUUUAGUGUAAAUGAAGAAGAAAAUGUAACAUCUUUGGUAGGGAUUUAACUUUGUUUCUCUCUGGUUAGCUAACAAUCCUACUUUUGUUCAACCCCCUAGGGCUGUUCAUAUGCUUUGCCAGAUUCACUGUAUGUGCCCUUCCGCGGGAUAUCCAACUAUUAGUUAUGUCAUUGAGACAAAAGACUUAGUGGAAAAUAAAAUGAAUACUCUUUAGUUAAAUAAUGUGUGUGCUGGACUUCUUAUCUGACUCCUAAAGCACUUUAGAGUAAUUUAAAUCUACUGGUCAGUGUGCUGUAUAACAGGGAUUGGAAGGCGUAUGUGGACUGAACUAUGAAAGAUUUUCUGUUGCAUAGUGUAUAGCUUCAUAUGAACAAACUUUUUCCUAAGUGCUGCAAAACAACAAGGUCGGUAAACAAAGCUGAUGUGUCUCUUGGACUGAGUGCUUAUCUCUUUGAGAGAGAGCCCGGGAUUUAUAUUAUUGCUGGUGAAAAUCUUUCCACUUACGGAGUAUAAAAGGAAAAGGUUUGUUAGUAUGAAGCUAUGUGGUAUGCAAGAGAAACUCUUUGAAACACCUGCUGAACAAUCUGGAAGGAGUGCAUUUUGGUUAAAGUAAUGCACAAUUUAAAAGGUCAACUAAAAUUCUUAAAUACUUUACUUAGUGGGUCAUGUGGUGACAAAGAACAUCAUGUUUAUAGUGGUGUUGCCAGAGCCACUCUUACAUUUAUACUAGAACUGGCAGUUCAAGAUCGUGGGGCUCUGAUUGCCAUGAAUGGGCUCACCUUUAUCUGUUGAAAGGUGCACAUUUAAUGUGUUUAUAAGCAAAGUAAACUAUCUAGGAAACAAACAGUGCUUGAACAUUCUGCUCAGUAUACUAAUAUAGUUAGAGAGAUAAGUGUUCUUUUGAGGCCCCAAAAAUGUAUUUUAAGAGUUCUGCUUUGGAAGUCUGUUCUUCAGGGAUGCUGCAUAGUAUGUAGCUUUCUUUAAGGUGAUUCCAGUGGAUUUUUUUUUUUUUUAAUUGGGCUUGGCCUUUCUUGCUACUUUGUGGGUAACGAGCCUGAAAUCUUUUUUUAAGGUGGCUUUUUUUCCUACAGCUUUCUUUAAACUUAGAAUAAUCAGGAAUGUCAAGUCUGGUCUUCCUUGAUCUUGUUGGACCAGUGGGAGCUCUAACACUUCAACUGAAGGGGUGAAGGUGUUGGGUCUGUAACAUAUUGGAGAAAAGGCAUUUUUGCUAAAUAGUGACUAUAAAUCCCUUCCCCUCUCAAUUGUUUAGGUUUCAGUCUUUGCUCUCAUGAGAGCAACAUUGCACUAGUUUUGAAGUCAUUUCUUCCAGCAUAGAUAGGACUUGAAUGUGUAAUGUGAAAAAUUUGGAAGGAAAACCUUUUAGGCCCAUAUACACAAUGAAUAAGUACAAAAAAAAAAAAAGCCCUUUUUCCUUUUGCAGGUCAUUUUGAGAAAACACAUAUUGGGGCCUAACUAUGAUAGCUAAAGAGUGAUUGCUCACCGGAGAAACAAAAUAAAGUUAAUUCACACACACUUUUUUUUUCUAUCCUUUCCAAAGACUAUGGCUUCUUCAGCAUGAGGAGUCAGCUACAGAGAUAAAAAUCAAACAAUAAAAUAGUUCCUGCUC